AUGAGUGGAGUUUCGCGAAGGGAGAAAAGAAAAAAUGCGAAGCAGCUCAAGAAAAUUCAGGCGAAAGCUUUUGCCCAGAGAAAACCGGUUGAAAUCGCAAUGAGAGAGGCAAUGGGGCUUACAAAAGCGGAUAAGCAGAAAAAUAAAAGAAAAAGGAAACGUGAGGAGAAACGAGAUGCACGGAGGCUGGAAAAACUUCAAAAAAAGGCCGAAGAAAGCGAGGAGGAUGUCGAUAGUGAUGAUUAUGAAGAGCCACAAACUUCAAACAAACGGAAAAAGAUAGUGGAAGUUAGUGUUCAUAAAGGAAAACGGAAAUUUGGCUAUGAAAGUGAAGACAGCGACGAUGAUCUGACUUAUGAGCAAUAUUUGAAGGAAGUUGAGGAAACUAGAAGAAAACGGCUAAUGGAUCCCGAAGGAAUGGAAGAAGACGAAAAGGCCAUCAGAAAAUAUGGGGUGCUUCUAGGCUUGAAUGAGAAUUUGAAAGAUCGCGAUGGGGCCACGAAAACGACGCGUGCGAUGAAAGGCGAUGGGCUCGAUAUGCUUCUCGAUUUUUGCGAUCUCGAAAAGCGCAAAAUUCUCAUGGAGAAUGAGGCAAAUGGCGCGAAUAGCGAUGACGACGACGUUGGUGAGUUUGAGGAUGAGGAGAUGGAGGAGGAAGAGGAAGAUCAAGAGGCGAUUGAUUUGUCAGAAGGGGAAGAGGAUGUUGACGACGAGAAAUUGGUCGAUGAAAUGGUCUGCGAUGAAGAUUUCGACGAAGAAAGCGAUGAGAAAAAGGAUGAUGAGGAACUGGAGGAAGCUGAGGAUAUUUACGGUCGAAAAAUCAAUAAAGCAACUGGCGAGCUGAUCAAAUUCGAUCCAGCGGCGGCUCGUAGGAAGCUUGAAGAGCUUGACGAAAAAACGGGAAACACCGAGCAGAAGGCGAAAAUUGAUCGAGCGGUGACCGGAAUCAUUAAUCGGCUUUCGGACGCCACACUCGUCAAAUCUCAGCAGGCGAUUGGCGAUUUAUGGGCGAACUACUCGAAAAAUGAUGUGAAAAGCGCGUUGUGCAAAGUGCUCACACGAGUGUUAUCCUCGUCAUUCCGUGUGCAAGAUUCGCUUCUCACGACGUAUGGAGCGUUUAUGGCAAUGUGCCACUCGAUGGUUAGCAAUGAAAUUUCUGCGCAUUUCGUCGAAGUUUUUCUAUGCGAUAUGGUGAAAUCGGCGGAAAAUGCGGAAGAAAACGCGGAUGACAAAUCGGUUGAGAAUCGCGUGAUUUUUGUUGCGAUGCUCGUCGCAUUUCGGAUUAUCCAACCAUCAGUUCUUCUCGAGCUUGUCGACAAAUACGCGAAGAAUUUGAAUUUGAGCAACCUUCAAGCGAUUAAUCUACUCAUUUCAUAUGCCUACAAGUCGCUUAGAAAAACGUCAUGGGCGGUUUGCACCGAAAAACUUGAGCGUGUUGCCGAGGAAUUCGAGAAGAAGCCCAUUUCGAGCUUACCCAGAGCGAAAUUCCUUCUUGAGCAGGUUGAAAGUCUCAAAAAGCAGUUUCCAAAAAAUAUUGAUUAUUCGAUGAUUGAGCAGCAGGCGAAAAUUCUUCAUGGAUUAUCGAAAAAGAAGGGAAUGUCAGCGGAAUCGAAAGAGCUCGGAAUGACGCUCAACGAUCUUCUUCACGCUGAGGAGCGCGGACGUUGGUGGAUUGUCGGCUCAGCGUUCAGAUUGCCUGAAAACGGCGGCUAUGGUGUGUUGGCGGCGGCGAAUCCGAAGAAGGCCGCCGGCAACUAUCCAUCGCACAUUGUUGAAUUGGCAUCGAGAGCUGGAAUGAAUUCCGAGGUGCGACGCAACAUCUUCUGCGCAAUUGCGACCGCUGACGAUGAAGAUGAAGCAUUUGAGAAGUUGUUGAAGCUCUCGCUGAAAGGCGAGAAGGAGCGCGAAAUCGUUUAUGUGCUCAUCAUCAUGAUGCUCAAAGAGAAGACGUUCAAUUUGUUCUAUGCGGCGCUUUUGCAGAGAUUCUGCGAAUUUCAUCGUCGAUUUGUGAUCACACUUCAAUACGCGAUUUGGGAUCGGCUGAGAGAAUGCGAAUCGCUGAAGCCGAGCCAAAGGGCGACACUGGCGAAAUUGCUCGAGCACCUAUUGGCGAACGAGGUGCUGCCGAUCAGCGUGCUCAAAUCAAUUGAGUGGGCGACGCGUGGUCGCGGUCUCACCGCGCUUCUCAAAAAGCUGUUCGUCGGAUUGGCGAAAUCGCCGGCCAGCGUUCUUCGUCGCGUUUUCGAGCCGUUGACGAAUCCGGAAAAACGGAAGAAAUUCGAAACGAUGUGCGAAGGGAUUCAGGUGUUCUGGAAGAUGCAUUUGCCGAACACGCAGGCCUACAAAAAUGUGGACCAAUGGAUGCAAGAAGCUGGAUACGAUUGA
This is a messenger RNA of Caenorhabditis bovis, 2385 nucleotides long. Lineage: Eukaryota; Metazoa; Nematoda; Chromadorea; Rhabditida; Rhabditidae. The record is from the annotation of a GenBank genome assembly.